Molecule: messenger RNA, 768 nt
Organism: Phoenix dactylifera (date palm)
Lineage: Eukaryota; Viridiplantae; Streptophyta; Magnoliopsida; Arecales; Arecaceae
Source: RefSeq, a predicted model, not a curated record
AUGGAGUUGAAGGCUGCCACUGUUGGGUUGUCCCUUCCAAUAUCAUUCCAGACUUCUUCAGCAAUUGAGCAGUAUUCAGUUGGAAUCUUCCUCAAGCUUAUUGCAUUCUUCUUGUUCGUGUUUUUUGCUGCCAAGAGAAUCAUCGGCAAACAUUUAAGUGUGAUAUACUGGCUAGGCCUUCGUACCAUCGCCACCGAAACCCUAGAAGGGAUCGCACAAGGCAGAACAAGGAGGCAUCCCGUCCUCGCCUUCUCUAUCCAGAUCUCCUCUCGGCUCGCUCGAUUGAUCUCGCGAUGGUCCACCGGAGAGCUCGCCUGCUCCUACGCCGCCCUCAUCCUCCACGAUGAUGGGAUCGCCAUCACGGCUGAGAAGAUUUCCACCUUGGUGAAGGCCGCCAAUCUGAAGAUAGACUCCUACUGGGCUCCGCUCUUCGCCAAGCUGCUCGAGAAGAGGAGCGUGGACGACCUCAUCUUGAGCGUUGGUUCCGGGGGAGGCGGUUCUCCUGUUGCGGUCUCAGCGCCGGCUGGUGGUGCAGCUGCGCCUGCUGCCGCGCCGGAAGCUGAGGAGAAGAAGGAGGAGCCGAAGGAGGAGAGUGAUGACGACAUGCGGAUUCAGCUUAUUCGAUUAGAGAGCUUUGGCUACUUUCUUUCCUUUCAAUUUUAAGAUGGGAGAAAUUUUUCAUUUUAUUCGUAAGAGCUGUCAUCAUUUAGAUUUUCGAUGCUGGAAUGUGUUUGAGUUGAUACAUCUGAAGAGAUCGUUUUACGUUUA